Alternaria triticimaculans is the source of this 1602-nucleotide messenger RNA. RefSeq lists its product as uncharacterized. Lineage: Eukaryota; Fungi; Ascomycota; Dothideomycetes; Pleosporales; Pleosporaceae. The transcript is spliced from 4 exons. Bases 1 to 1602 code for a protein of 533 amino acids. Gene Ontology annotation, molecular function: iron ion binding; oxidoreductase activity, acting on paired donors, with incorporation or reduction of molecular oxygen; monooxygenase activity. The record is from RefSeq and is a predicted model, not a curated record.
AUGGCCCUUCGUGACCUACCAUGGGUGACGAUACUCUUCUCUGGCAUCAUUGCGGCGCUCGCAUAUGGCGUGAUGAGAUUGAUCCAAGUUAGACGAUUUUACAAAGAUGUCCCCAAACCGCCUCAUAGCUUCUUCUUCGGCCAUUUGAAACUGCUCGGCGAGACCUUCAAAUCGCUACCCAGUGAUGUACAUUAUCAGGCAGCGGUGGUUACGAUCGCCAGGAAGUACAACAUGCCAGGUGUCUUCUACCUCGAUUUGUGGCCUGCCUCAUUUCAGCAAGUUGUGGUGACAGAUCCGGAUGUUGCACUUGACAUGACAGUCAUCCGGAAUCACCCCAAACAUGAAAUGGAGGCAACGAUGGUCGACCCCUUGAUUGGAAGCGGCAACAUCGUCACAACGAACGGCCCACAAUGGAAGUAUCUCCAUAAGAUGUUGAGUCCUGCUUUCGCCACUUCGCACAUCACCAACAUGAGGCCGAUGGUUGCUGACGAGGUUAUGAAAUUUCGGUCGAAACUUUCCGAGAAAGCUGAAUCGGGGGAGGUUUUCAGGUUGGAGGACCAUACUCUGUGCAUGACGUUUGAUGUCAUAUCGACUAUGACCUUUGGCCGAUCCCUUGACGCGCAGACCAAAGGCAGCCCUGCUCUGCAGCACUUUGAAAACAUGUGCCGUGCUUUUAUGACCACGCGAGAAUCUCUGAACUACAUCCGCAACUUUUUCGUCAACCGGACGGUUUUCGCCGAACGCGCAAAGUUCGAUGCUAUUGUGGAAGGACUCAUCAACGAGAGAUUCGAGAUAGUCAAACGCGACAAGCUCGAUCUCUCGGAGAAGCGAGGACUAGGGAUCAUGGACCUCAUCUUGCGAGACUAUAUUGCAGAGCGACAGGGUGACGUAAAGGAGCUCGACCCCCAAUUCACCAAAGAUGCUCUCACACAAGUAAAGACUCUUUUGAUCGCUGGACUUGGAACUACGUCGGAUACCAUCUGUUUCGGAGCUAUGCUGCUUAGCGUUCACCCUGAAGUGGUACAAAGGAUGCGCGAAGAGCACGACCGUGUUUUCACCCCCGGUAUCGAAGCGACGUACGAGAUGCUUAAAAGGGAGCCGUAUAAGUUGAAUGAGCUCACCUACACAAACAACGUCAUCAAGGAAGUCCUGAGGUUCUAUCCGAUAGGAAAUACCGCACGCAAGGGCAUCGAUACUCUCACGUAUCAGGGUCGCGAAUGGCCGACCAAAGAUCGCAUGAUCUGCCCCGUCCAACUGGCUAUGCAUAUGGAUCCAGCGAUAUUCCCAGAUCCGCUCAAGUUCGACCCAGAUCGGUUUACACGAGAAGACCAUCCGCGGCACGCCUGGCGUCCGUUCGAGAGAGGACCGCGUGCGUGUCUGGGCCAACCGCUGGCUAUGGACGAGUUCGUGAUCGUAUUCCUGCUGACAAUACGCGAUUUCGACUUUACUUGCGCGGAUCUGAAACCCAACAAGACGCCUCGAGCAGAGUGGAAUGAUCUGGAUCUGACAUUCGGUGAUCGCGCCUACCAGGAAUUUGUUUUCGAGGCCAAACCACGAGAUGGCAUGCCGAUGACCGUUAAGAAGGCCAACUGGCCACAGUAA